This is a messenger RNA of Macrosiphum euphorbiae (potato aphid), 1788 nucleotides long. The record is from the annotation of a GenBank genome assembly. NCBI's taxonomy places the organism in Eukaryota, Metazoa, Arthropoda, Insecta, Hemiptera, Aphididae.
AUGGCUUUGGAAGGAAUGUUAUCAGCAGGGAAAGAAGAAGGUAGGCUAGCUAUUGAAAGAGGUGAUGUAGACCAGUAUGGUCGUCCUAAAAUAGCUGUUGUAGCCGAUGGUGCUUGGAGCAAACGCUCUUAUAGAACAAAUUAUAAUGCAUUAUCUGGUGUUGCUUGUAUUAUUGGAGCAGUUACUAAAAAAGUUAUUUUUUUCGGCGUGAGAAAUAAAUUCUGUUGUGUGUGUUUUUCGGCCAAAAAGCAUGAUAAAGGACCAGGGCCUCAUCAUUUUUUUUUGAAUUGGAAUGGACCUUCCACAGCUAUGGAAGCAGACAUAAUUGUCGAUAGGUUUAAACAUAGUUUAGAGAUGCACAAUCUUAUUUAUUCACAGCUAAUUGGUGAUGGUGAUAGCAGCGUUAUGAAACGUUUACGCAUUGCUAAACCUUAUGGACCUAAUUUUAUAAUAAAAAAAGUUGAAUGCAUCAACCAUUUAUUGCGAAACUACAUUAACCGAUUAAGAGAUUUGACAAGCAAACGAAAAAAUUCCAAAGGUGAACGAAUACCGGGUUAUCUUAGAAACAGUAUUCAAACUCGUCUGUUACGAUUACGAAAUAUACCGUAUGAAACCCGAUUAACGGAUCUAAAAUCAGAUUUGGUAAAUGGGCCCAACCAUGUGUUUGGAGAUCAUACAAAAUGUAGAAAGUACUUCUGUCAGGGCAAAAAAGAAGGUGAAAAUAAUCUUGUCGAUGAACUAAAACAAUUUGAACUAUGGGAUGAUAUUACACGGGCUAGACAUUUAUUAACUUACCACACGGAAAGUCUAAUGUAUAAUUUUAAUAAUAAUGCAGCAGAACUAUACAAUUCAAUCUUGGCCAAAUUUAUCGGCGGAAAACUUGUCAACUUUUCUCACAAAGGCUCUUAUGAACUUCGAUGCAAUGCGGCAGUUACAGCUUACAACGAAGGGGCAAAUCGUCUAUCUUUGUUUAAUAAACAAAUAACUGAUAAAAGCCCUGGGAUGUAUACUAAAAAUAACAUAAAAAAAAAAUAUGAAGAUUACGGAAAUGUAUUACAUGACCCGUUCUCAGAUUUAACUGAAAGUCAAAUUGAAGAGUAUAAACGCGAAUACUUGGAUAAAUUAUCAUUGUCUAAGAGUGAAAUAAAAAUGUUGGAAAUAAGAACAAGGCAACACCAAUGUGAAGAAUGGUAUAUCGAAAGGAAAAAACGACUUACAGCAUCCAUUUUCGGAAAAGUUUGCAAGAUGCGUGAUAAAACGUCACGUGCUAAAACUGUGGAAAAUAUUUUAUUUGGCACAUUCACUGGAAAUGCCGCCACUAGGUAUGGAAUUGCCAAUGAAAUAAUCGCUAAAGAACAAUUAGAAGAUCUUCUAAAGCAAAAAAUACUACCUGUGGGCUUAAUGGUUGACAACAGUAUGCCAUUUAUAGCAGCUUCCCCUGACGGAAUACUAGAUGAUGAAUCGUUAGUUGAAAUUAAGUGUCCAGCUAGUGCUAAUGAACUUGCACCAGAAGAUGCUAUACAGAACAACAAAAUUAAAUGUUGCUCAAUUAAGGAUGGGCAAUUGUACUUAAAACGCAACGAUAAUUAUUAUUAUCAAGUUCAAGGUCAACUGCAAAUCAGUCAAAAGACUUAUUGCUAUUUUUGUGUAUGGACCCCAAAAGGUUUGAUGUAUGAAAAAAUAAAAAGAGACAACGAUUUUUGGAAAAUUAAUAUGGAAAGUAAAAUUAAAACGUUUUAUUUAGAAAAUCUUUUACCCGUCAUAAUCAAAGAAAACCUUAGGCAAUAA